Molecule: messenger RNA, 1116 nt
Organism: Peronospora farinosa
Lineage: Eukaryota; Oomycota; Peronosporomycetes; Peronosporales; Peronosporaceae
Source: the annotation of a GenBank genome assembly
AUGGCUCCGGUCACCGUAGCCUCGUCGAAGUUGCGGUCGCGGAUUCAAGGAAGUCUCGGCUGUGUUCAAUGUGUGGAUCUGGUAGAAUGUCCUACUUCAGGUCGACUUUUCAUCGACAAGCAUACGCUUAUGACCUCGUAUACGUCUGACGGUCGCAAUGCAAGUGCCGCAGCACUAAAGGAAUUGGAUCUUCACCUUUCGCUUCGGGAUGUCGAGCAUAUCGUGCAAUUGGAACGACAUUCGUUUCAAGGAGAGAGACUUCACCUACUAUACGAACACUGUGCUCGCGGAGAUUUGCUUGACAUCAUGCAACAGGAACUUCGACUGCUAACGGCAGGUGUCUCGCCUCAUAGCUCUUUUAUAAUGACUUGCACCGAUGCAGGUAGACGUGGUGUUUUCACCGCCAUGCUUCGGGGAGUACAAGCCCUACACAACGCCGGAAUUGCACACUUGGACUUGUCGCCGGAAAAUGUUUUUGUCACGGCAUCUGGUAUCGUCAAGGUGGGAGAUCUAGGUCAUGCUCAGCGAUUCAAGCACGACCGACCAAGUGUUCAGGUUAUUCAAGUUGCCAAAGAGGCCUAUGCGGCACCAGAACUGUUUGCUCGAACGGAAGUAGACGAUGCGCGUCAAGCCGAUGUCUGGUCGCUUGGUGUCAUCCUUUGGACAUUGUGUACCAAGCGUGCUUUAAUACGACGUCCGUCAACUGACAGCGACAAGCUUUUCGCUCGGAUGAUUGAAUGCGGUACAGCCUUCGCUCUUAAGGAGACUGGUGUCUUAUCGCAAGUACCAGCCGCGUGUGUCGACCUACUUGUUGGUCUUCUUGAGGUGAACCCCAAAUCGAGACUGUCGGUGACGGCAGCGUUGCAGCACCCGUGGGUAACACAGGAAACUCCCAGCAGAUCCCAGUAUCAACGGCAGUCCAUCGGCAAUUUGAUCGUGAAGAAGGGCAAGCACCAGCAUCCAGGCGAAAAAAAGACUCAAAGUUGCACUGACAGCGCGGAAAUAUGCACUCGAAUCUACGCGUGUCACCUAAGCGUCGCGAAGUCUAGCUCAAUACCCUUUCGUCUAUUCGCUAGACACUCGGAAGAAACGUGCAGCAUCCACAAAUGUAGAUGA